Molecule: messenger RNA, 7015 nt
Organism: Hemibagrus wyckioides
Lineage: Eukaryota; Metazoa; Chordata; Actinopteri; Siluriformes; Bagridae
Gene: tbc1d12a
Product: TBC1 domain family, member 12a
Exons: 13
Coding region: 315-3659 (1114 amino acids)
Source: RefSeq, a predicted model, not a curated record
CCGCCGGCGUCGUUCCAUUCAAAAUGGCGUCCGAGUUUGUGCGUGCGGUGGACCGAAGCUAACCUCAGCUUCCAUGUAGAGCAGGCUAGGAGCGAUUAUCAGCGAUGGCUUCGAUUUACAUCGAUUCUUUCAGUUAUCGGGAUAUGAAACUGAUCAUCUAUAAAGUGAUUAAUUUGAACAUUUCUGCAUGUCUGCGUAUAUGGGAAUAAAAUGAAAUCCCAGUGUGGAGACAGAGGAAUAAGCCGGUUUAAUCCUUGCAGUCGGAUAGAGGCGAAGCUAAUGUUUUGUAUUUGCACUUCCGGGUUCGGACCGUGAUGGAGAUGGACCGAGAGGACGGUACCGAAUCCGUCCUGUCUUUCGCCGUGGAUGUCAAUGAAAACCGAGCUGAAGGAUAUAAAACACACACACUCCGACCUCUGGCUCAGACUCAUCGUGCUCACAGGAACAGUGUGUUUUAUUCAGGUCCAAAUGAUACCGGGAACUCAGGAGGAACCCGGGUCGCUUCUGAGGAAACCGACAUCAAUGGGUUUCCAGAACCGGAUGGUGUCAUUGAGCUGAGUCUGGAACCAAAGGAUAGACCAAGCACAUCUGGACACAUCAGGACAGCAGAUGGGGAAACGGGAUAUUUUGGAGAAAUCAAUCCCGACCUGAAGCAGAACAGAAAUCUCCAUUGUUCUGGUGCUCAUGUGACAACAUCUGGAUUCAUAAACUCAGAAAAUGGAGAAGAGACGGAUCUUUGGGGAUUCCGUGCCAGUCCAAUGAAAAAAAGUGAAGGAACAGACGGUAUCAGGGGAACCAAUGGCCGUCUGAUCACAUCUGGAGAAACGUCAGGUACUAGAGGAAACCUCUCCAGCUGCUUUAUAUCAAGAGAUGGUCCUCAGACUGCAUCUGGACACGCAAGCACAUUAGCUGGAAGAGCUACAGAUGUCCAUGCCAGUACACUUGUGAUUGCAGAAUCCAGUUGCAACCCGACCACAUCUGCACAAACAUCUGGUGCUAGAGGAAGCAGCAUAAACCGGGCUAUAACCGGAGACGCUGCUAACGUUGGCGAAAUUAACGGCAAUCUGCAGACUGCAGCUAGAACCAUAAACACGUCGGACGGAGAAGAUGCAGAUGUUUGUGAUUUUCACGGCAGUCCAGUUGUGAUCGGAGAAACCGUCGCUACUGGAGAAUCCCAUGGUGAUCAGACAACGUCUUGGGGAACAACUGGGACUCGAUGGGAAACCAGCACUAGUCUGAAAUCAGCUGAUGAAACGGUGGAUAUCAAAGAAACCACUGCCAAUUUAGCCACAUCUGGAGAAACAGCAGCUCGCAGGAGAACCAACAUCAAUACAGCUGUUAGAAAAAAAACCCCAGGAACCUGUGAAACAAACAUCAGCCCAUGUGGAGCUGAUAAAGUGGUGGAUAUUGGAGAAACCAGUGGGAGUGAAAUGUCAGGAAAUGAUGCCAAACUGAUCACUUCUGGAGAAACAGCAGGUUCCAGGAGAACCGAUCUUGGCCAGGGUGUAGCUGGACCUGGUGGCAGUCUGACCACACGUGGAACCUUAAGCACAUUAGAUGUCAAAACAGCUGCUAGUGUAACUGGAGAUCCCACAAGUGUGAAGGAAAGCGAUGUGAGCCCAGCGGAAGCUGAUGAACCCAUCCACAGCCUGCCGCUUACGCACGGUGUGUUACCUCAGGAUCAGGUUACUGGGAAUCUCCUGCUGGGAAAGGAUGCUGCCAAAAAAAAUCCUGAGUGUCCGGUAUGUCCAGGGGUGUGUGCCGGGAAGAGUUCCUGCUGUAUGGAACUGGAGAUGAUACCAAAUGGAGAUUUACAGAUGGACAGUAAAGGACCUUUUCCAAACGAAGCUCUAGAGAACGGGGUCCGGGUGGGAAACUGUGGAUAUCUAGUUAUAAACCGAAGAAGCAUUUCAGGGACCUCCUCCAUCCCCGUUUAUUCCAUCAGGGAAUCUCGGAAUGCCACGGAACGUCCACAGGAAGCGAGGAGCUGCUCAGAUCUCUCGUCAGAAACCAUCUCGGACCUCUCAGAACUUUAUAUAGGUAGUGUUAUUGAAGUGGUGAGCAAGCAGGAGACGGAAGAUGCCGUCGGUAUGGCGAGACCACGGACUCUGAGGACUAAUCCCGGCCAGGCGAUGUCGCUCAGCUGCGACUCCACCCCCCUGAGUCACGAUAACGCUGGAUAUUUCAUGGACGAUGGAGACAUGGAUGUUAUUCUGAACAGUUUGGAGCUCGGCCGCCGACAGAGCGCUCCUGAUGAACUUCAGCAGAGUCAAGACAUCGAUCCGGAACCUUCAGCCGAGCAGACGCUGAGCAGGAGGCACGGCUUCACCGACUUCCUCACCAGAAGUCUGUUUUCCUGGAAGCCCAAAGAGUCGAAGACCACAGCCGCUGCUUCGGGGUGGAGAAUAUUUGGGAAGAUUUCUCCCAAAGGAAACCUCACCGGAGACUCCGGAAUGCCACAGCAGGCUGAACCAGUGAGACGUAAGAAUCUGGAGUUUGAGCCUCUCUCCACCACGGGUCUCAUUCUGGAGGACAGACCUGCGAACCUGCCGGCCAAGUCAGAGGAAGAAGCUCAGAGACACAGACAGCAGUACAACGAGAUGAUGGCAGGAGCCAAGAGGAGAGAGCUGAAGGAAGCUCAGCGUAAGAAGAAGCAGAUGAAGGAGAGACACCGGCAGGAGGAGAGCAUCGCUCGCGCCGUGGUCGUCUGGAACACAGAGAUCCUGCCCAACUGGGAGAACGUGAGGAACACGCGGCGUGUGAGGGAGUUGUGGUGGCAGGGUCUCCCACCGAGCAUCCGCGGCAAGAUCUGGAGCCUCGCCAUCGGAAACGAGCUCAACAUCACCCCCGAACUGUAUGAAAUCUUCCUGUCACGAGCUAAAGAGAAGUGGCGCAGUUUCAACGAGACGGGAUCACUCAGCGAGAGCGAAGAUUGUGGUGUAGAUAAGGAGUCCAGUCUGGACCUGAUUAAGCUGGACAUCUUCAGGACUUUCCCCUCGCUCUUUAUAUUCCAGAAGGGCGGACCGUAUCAUGAUGUUUUGCACAAUGUCCUGGGAGCGUACACGUGUUACAGACCUGAUGUAGGAUAUGUACAGGGAAUGUCCUUCAUAGCUGCUGUUCUUAUUCUGAACCUCGAGGAAGCUGAUGCCUUUAUUGCCUUUGCAAACCUCCUCAACAAACCCUGUCAAAUGGCCUUCUUCAGGGUGGACCAUGACCUGAUGCUGAAGUAUUUUGCUGCGUUUGAGGUUUUCUUUGAGGAGAAUCUUCCGAAAUUAUUCCAGCACUUUCAGAGCAACAGUCUGACUCCAGAUUUUUACCUCAUAGACUGGAUCUUUACGUUGUACAGUAAGCCGUUGCCUCUGGACGUGGCGUGUCGUGUGUGGGAUUUGUUUUGCCGUGAUGGAGAGGAAGCCCUGUUCCGCACGGCGUUGGGAAUCCUGCGCCUUUAUCAGGACGUCCUGCUGCAGAUGGACUUCAUCCACAGCGCCCAGUUCCUGUCCCGCCUCCUGCAGAACACCCCGGCGCACACACUCUUCACCUGCAUCGCUAACACACACAUGAUCAGCAACAACCGCCGCUGGAACCAGGUUUUUUCAGCUCUGAUGAAAGAUGGACCUAAAGAAACCGAUAAAACAGGAAGUCCAGCGCUGAGAAGCUAACGGCCCACGCCUUAUGAAGUAUGAGAUUUUGGGAAUAUUUAGACGGAUUGUGGUGUACAGUAUUAACGAGUCGGACUGCAGAGAUUCAGCAACUCGUGGAAGAUUUGGGGAAGAAACUCGGCAGAAGACAUUUCUCUGUGUGCGUGCGCGUGUGUGCGCGCGGGUGUGUGUGUGUGUGUGCGUGCAUGUGCGCGUGUGUGCGUGCGUGUGUGUGAGAGAGAGAGAGGUUUGUUUCUGUAAAGUUAUCAUGCCAAAUGUUUGUGAAUAUAAAGCAAACACACACACAAGCGUGUGAUUACGUUACAGACUGAUUGUUGUGUCUAAGUGACCGCGAGUCAUCGGGGCGGAGCUUAUUGUAUAUAUGAUUAUAUGACAUCACCUCUAUAUAUUUUUUUAGGCAAUACUGAGUUAGCCUAGCUAACAUUAAGAAUACCUCAGUAGCUAGCAGUAGCUAUCUGACAUUCAGCAGUUUGGGAGCAAGCUAGCUAACACCAGUUAACUAAGUAGCCAGUGUCGUGAUGCCAUAUGAUCCUAUGAUAUGAACCUAAGCUCCGCCCUCCGUGACGAAACGGCAGCGUAAGAACGAGAUUGCCAAAAUGUUAACGUGUUUUUACGCUAAACAUUACUUGAAAACGAGCAACACAAACGACACUUUAUUUCCGUACGUUGUGACACGUCAUCAUAACGCACGUGUAUGGUGUUGAUAAACGGCUGUCGCGGUUUUGUUUUGUUGUUUUUUUUUUUGCUAGCUGUUUAUAUUUUUUGUUUCAAAUCGUUAAACUUCAGCAACGACCAAACGUGUAUCUAAAUCUGUUUAUCAUCAACGUUGGGAUUUAUCUUGUCCAGCUGUGAUAGAUCGAGAUGUAAAUGUAUAAUCACUAACAUCCAAUCAGAUACAUAUUUACACACACACACACACACACUCCACACACACACACGAGCUUGCUCCUAAUGCAGUAGCGUUGAUUGUGGCCUUCAAACUCAGAGCUGAUCUGUGAGGCCAAUACACACAAGUGCAAUUCGUAAGCUCACACACACACACCCACACACACACCAGCUGUCUGACACAUACUAGUGCCAAACCUUAUAUUACUCACACACACACACACACACACACACACUCCUUUUGAAGCUCUUAUGUGUUUUUAAAAUCUUUUUUUUUUUUUUUUUUUAAGUCCAGAGAGACCAGGUUUAAAAUGAUUUCUGUUCUCAGCUCUGUUCCAUACAUGGAGAACUUUAAGGUUCUUCAGUCAUCCCUCUUGCAGGUUUUUAGGCAGGUCCUGGAUGGUUGGUUUAGGGAUGAAAAGUUCCACAUUUCCAUAAGUCUACUCUGUUUCUUUGUAGAACCUUUCAUCAUCAUCACCAAUUAUAAAACCCUGUUUUGUAGGAGAACCCCCAGCCUUAAAAUCAUUGAAGAACACCUUGUUCAUCAUCUAGAACCUGAAGUCCUUGGUACUUAGCACACUCUUAGAACGAGGGUUCUCCAAGGGUUCUGUUGAUUAAGUAAGGGUUCUUGGCUUGUAUAGAUUGGAUCUUCUCUGAUAGGGAAGAAAACAUAAGGUUCUAUAUUUGAAUGUUCCUGCAGGGUUCCUAGCCUGUUGAAAAUGGUUCUGCUUAAAACACCUUCUGCUCAUCACUGUGCUCUAGGGUUCUGUGUAGGUUCAUUUAGAUCUCUAACAGUAUCUUGGUUUCUGAGGUCUUUCUAAUCAGAACGAGUUUUCAGCUUUCUGAAAGGGUUCUACUCAGUAGCUAAUGGAUCAGUUGUAGGGCUCUAGACUAUUUAAUUGGUGGAUAAUUAGGAGCUUUUGACUUCAUGCAAAGGUUCUAUUUUCUGAUCCCUCUUCAGUUUUAGGAUUCGCUUAGGGUUCUCAGCUCCACUUGGAACCCUCAGGAACUCUCCUAUUGGUUCUACCUGAAAGUCUUUCUGAUAAACACUAAGCUGUAGAGCACUUUCUCACACGGUUCUCUGUGGAACCUUCUCUGGUCAGGAAACACUUACAGGGUUCUGGAUUAUUUAAGGGCUCACUUGAUUAAGUCCUCGCAUGAUUAACUUCCAAGUAAUGGUUCCACUUUCUGAGAAAUGCUCAUUUGUUGGGUUCUGCUUUACUGAAGGGAUCUUAAUCAUGUACUUUUUCUUAGCUUCCUGAAAGGGUUCUACCAGAGAUCUCCAUGUAAUAGAGGAACUGGUACUUGGUUCCAUAUUAUUUUACUUGGAACCCUUUAUGCUGAGCAAACAUGGCGUUAGAGGGUUCCACAUAGAAGGGGAACUGAAGAAGGGUUUGAGAAAAAACAGCAAUGCCAAAGCUCUAGAAUAAAUAAACAAACAAUAAUAAUUCAAGCCCCGCCCACUUCCAUUAAAGAAAGCUGUUUGAUUGAUGUGGCAGGCAACCAAUCGUAGCCUUUUCCUCACGUGAGUUUUUUUUUUAAUCUAUUCACCGCUAACUGCCUUUUUCAGUUCUUUCCUCUGAAGUGUCUCAUACCUGAGAACUGAGAGCCAAUCAGAAUCCAGCCCUGGAGAGAUCCUGAAUCUCGUGUCCAGGAAAGCGUACAAAAACACAUCAGAUGCUCUGUAUCCAGUGGGCGGAGUCUCCAAGGUUGCGUCUUUAAAAGUAGCCAUGCUCACUAGCAUAGUUAGGAUUUUUUAAAAGGAUUUUUCAAGGCUAAAUUUUGUACUUGUAAGCUUUCCGUUUCCACACGCGACGUUCCUGAUGUUCUGAGACGCGAGUAUGACCUAGUGAUGAUGUAAUCACAUGGACGAUAUCAGCCAAUCACAGACUGACUGAUUAAAUAAUAAUAAUAAAAAUAAUAAUAAUAAAGAGUGGUCUCUCUGGACUUCCAUAUGAUUCUGAGGUUGUUUUUGUUUUUUUAACAUGCGAGAACCACAGUGAUGCAAAUGUUUUCACUCCCUUCCCUCCUGACCCUUCUAACAGGAAGUAGCCAGUAGCUGCUUUGAAAACGCACUUCCUGUUUUGUUCUAUUUCAAACUCCAAACUCAUCUUUGAGGCCUGAUGGAUGUUUUAUAUGAGAUGGUUUUGACCAAAUGAUUUUCUUAACCCGUUGACUCUGAUCCCCGACGCUCCGGAGUCACGUGACACACUAACCCACUUCACGUGGAGCCGCUUGCUUCACACACGCCAUGGCCUCGCCCACUAACCCAAACGUGACGCGAUUCCUUUCAUCUGAAGCGUCGGAGUUUCACAGGAAGUACCGUGACGGGACUCACUUGCUUUUUAUUUCCUUUUUAAAUUGAACUCAUUACUGUACAGGUUUUUUUACAUGCUGUCAGUGUUAUAAAUAAAUUGUGAAAUGAUUUCUUUAGAUUAGAAAUGUAAAUAUAAAUUAAUUACAUUCCCAGC